Molecule: messenger RNA, 801 nt
Organism: Sparassis crispa
Lineage: Eukaryota; Fungi; Basidiomycota; Agaricomycetes; Polyporales; Sparassidaceae
Product: Hydroxynaphthalene reductase arp2
Exons: 4
Coding region: 1-801 (266 amino acids)
Source: RefSeq, a predicted model, not a curated record
AUGUUGGACAGGCUGCAUAGGAUGUUGUCUUUGGAGCAUCCUAUUUUUUUUUCCAACCUGAAGGGCAAGCUGCUGUCCUCAUCACCGGCUGCACAUAACGGAGGCAUCGGGCAGGCAACUGCAUGCACCUUUGCCCGCUCCGGCUGCUCAGUAGCAGUGCACUACCAGGCGGCAUCCUCGCACGCCAAGGCAGAUACGCUCAUCUCCGACCUCAAGGCCAUUGCCAGCUCCGACCUGCAGUUCGCCAUCUUCCACACAGACCUGUCAAACUACGAUGAGGUGCGCCGCCUCCAUGCUGAGGUUGUGCAGCAGAUCGGGCAUCCGGACAUCCUCUUCGCAAACCACGGCAUCGCGGGGCCUAAGAUUGGCCCGCUGGGCAAUAUCAAUGACGUGCCCAUGGAGGUGUUCGAAGAGAUGUGGCGGAUGAACACCGGCAUGAGCUACAUGCUUGCGCAGCUCUGUGUGCCACACAUGGAAGCGCAGAAAUAUGAACAUGCCAUUUUCAUGUCGAGUAUCGCUGCAGGUAACAGUGGACUCAUCGAACCCCACUACACAUCAUUCAAAGCCGCCCUGCAUGGCCUGGUCCACUGGCUCUCCCUGUGGUAUGCCAAGGACGGAAUCAAAUCCAGUGCUAUUGUGCCCGCACUCAUCGAGGAUACCGCCACAAUGGCGAACCUGAUGCCUGAGAUGCGGAGCAAGAUCCCCAUCGGGCAACUUGGGAAGCCCGACAAGAUGGCCUGCAGGACAUGCUGCAGUCACCCUCUUCCCCACUCGUACUCGCGCCGAUGCCCACGCACAUGA